AUGGCGCAAGAGGCUUCCAUGUUCUCAGCCAACGAUCUAGUCGCCGCCAACCACAGCUCUCUUGCGGGCGGCGACCUUGAGGUUAAGGAACUCCCCCUUCCGCUCGACUUUGACUGGGGUGCUGCCACGGCCGCGUACCAGAUCGAGGGCGGUGCCAGUCAGGAUGGCAAGGGAAAGUCCAUUUGGGACACGUACACCCACCUUGAACCUUCUCGCACCAACGGCCAAAACGCCGACGUCGCGUGCGACCACUACAACCUCAUGCCCCAGGACGUCGAGCUCAUGUCGUCUCUAGAAAUGGGCGUCUACCGUUUCUCUAUCUCCUGGUCGCGCAUCAUCCCCCUCGGUGGCCGUGACGACCCGGUCAACGAGCAGGGGAUCGCCUUCUACAGCAAUCUCAUCGACCAGCUUCUCGCCCGGAACAUCGAGCCCGUCGUCACCCUGUACCACUGGGACGUCCCGCAGGCGCUUUACGACCGCUACGGUGCCCUACUCAACACCGAUGAGUUCAGGGCCGAUUUCGAGCGUUACGCUCGUCUCUGCUUCAGCCAUUUCGGCGACCGCGUCAAGAAAUGGGUCACCUUCAACGAGCCGUACAUCAUCGCCAUCUUCGGCCAUCUCAACGGCACCCUCGCCCCCGGCCACUGCGCCGAACGCGGCAACAACACCAAGAACGAGCCCUGGCGCGUAGGCCACACCCUUAUCCUCUCCCACGCCUCCGUUGUGCAAAUUUAUGCGUCAGAGUUCCGUCCCACCCAGAAAGGCUCCAUCUCCAUCGUGCUCAACGGCCAUUUCUACGAGCCUUUUGACACUUCGAAUCCCGCAGAUGUUGAGGCGGCGGAGACGAGGAUGAUCUUUUAUAUUGGUUGGUUCGGAGAUACCAUCUUCCUCGGCAAGGAUUACCCCCCCGAGAUGCGCGAGUACCUCGGGGCUCGUCUUCCACAGUUCACGGAAGACGAACGUGAGCUCCUCCGCAGAACUGCCCCUAUCAAUGCCUUUUACGGAAUGAACCACUACUCUACCAAAUACGCUCGGGCUCUGCCUGAUCCGCCGGCGGAAGACGACUGGACGCGCAACAUCGAGGAGGGCUCCGUCAACAGCAAAGGCGAGGAGAUUGGGCCUGCAUCUGCAAUGGCGUGGCUCCGUAUUGCACCCGAGGGGUUCAGGAAACUGAUGAACUGGGUGUGGAACCGCUAUCGCCUCCCUAUCAUCAUAACCGAGAACGGUUGCCCCUGCCCCGGCGAAGACGACGUGGAACGCGCCAAGGACGACUCGUUUCGGCAACGGUACAUUGGAUUGUACCUCGAUGCCAUCUCACGUGCCAUCUACGAGGACGGGGUCAAAGUACAGGGCUACUAUGUGUGGAGUUUGAUGGAUAACUUUGAAUGGUCGGCUGGUUUCGGUCCUCGCUUCGGCGUUGUUCACGUUGACUAUGAAACUCUUGUCAGAACCCCUAAGAACUCGGCGUAUUAUCUGAGGGACACUUUUAAGCGGCGUCGAACUGUGGUCGGUUCGCAGAAGCAGGCUACAUAG
Messenger RNA from Scedosporium apiospermum, 1533 nucleotides. Its product is annotated as Beta-glucosidase 1B. Gene Ontology annotation, biological process: carbohydrate metabolic process. The record is from RefSeq and is a predicted model, not a curated record. The transcript has 2 exons. Gene Ontology annotation, molecular function: beta-glucosidase activity. Lineage: Eukaryota; Fungi; Ascomycota; Sordariomycetes; Microascales; Microascaceae. Bases 1 to 1533 code for a protein of 510 amino acids.